Molecule: messenger RNA, 536 nt
Organism: Alexandromys fortis (reed vole)
Lineage: Eukaryota; Metazoa; Chordata; Mammalia; Rodentia; Cricetidae
Product: histone H2A type 2-A
Exons: 1
Coding region: 40-432 (130 amino acids)
Biological process (GO): heterochromatin formation
Cellular component (GO): chromatin; nucleosome
Molecular function (GO): structural constituent of chromatin; protein heterodimerization activity; DNA binding
Source: RefSeq, a predicted model, not a curated record
UUUUGUAGUAAAGUCUGCAAAAGUUAGUUUUGUAAAGUCAUGUCUGGCCGCGGUAAGCAAGGAGGCAAGGCCCGCGCCAAGGCCAAGUCGCGGUCGUCCCGCGCCGGGCUGCAGUUCCCGGUGGGGCGCGUGCACCGGCUGCUGCGCAAGGGCAACUACGCGGAGCGCGUGGGUGCGGGCGCGCCCGUGUACAUGGCGGCCGUGCUGGAGUACCUGACGGCCGAGAUCCUGGAGCUGGCGGGCAACGCGGCCCGCGACAACAAGAAGACGCGCAUCAUCCCGCGCCACCUGCAGCUGGCCAUCCGCAACGACGAGGAGCUCAACAAGCUGCUGGGCAAAGUGACGAUCGCGCAGGGCGGCGUCCUGCCCAACAUCCAGGCCGUGCUGCUGCCCAAGAAGACCGAGAGCCACCAUAAGGCGAAGGGCAAGUGAGGCCGCUGCCCGCACUGGCGGCUCGCGUCCCGGGGACGCCCGCGAACUCAAAGGCUCUUUUCAGAGCCACCCACUCCUUCAGAUUAAAGAGUUGUGUCACGGUA